GCGCGAAUUCGCUAAUUCAAAACAAAGUUGUUCAAGUAGUUCUUUGUUAAACAUUUUUAACUUGUACAAUUUUCUAUUAUAUUUAUAAUUUUUAGGAAAAAUUAAUUUUAAUACUAGGGAAAAAAUGGCUAGUAAACUAACAGAUGAAAAUUUGUUUGAAUGCUUAAAAAGUUUAAGUGUACCUCUACGCAAACAGGAUGUUACUAAUCCAACCAAGGAAUUGAUGAUUCGAGUUUUUGAAUGUUUUUUGAAGGAUCUGCAAAUUGACGUCACUAAUCAAGCCCUGCGACCUUGGAACAUCACACAGCACAUGAAGGAACCCGAAAUAUAUGAAGAUGUCCUGAAUUUGACCCUUAUGGUAUUGUCAAUAAAUCACAUUUUUGAUCCUAUUCGAAUGAAAAUAGCAAUCAGAGACAUUGCAGAACCAAAACCCAAAAGGACUAAGAAGAUUUUGAAUUUCCUUAUCAUAUUUUGGAAUUUCUACUUAAAAAGAUUAGCUACCUUUCACACCAUUGAGCUUGAUUUGGAGGAGGAGCAACAGCACAUUGAUUCCAUGAUUACUCAAAUUGAAGCAAUAGAUGAAAAGCAGCGUGAACUUUCCAGUGUAUUAGAGAAUAUGGAGCCUUGUGCAGAUGAGUUAUUAAGUUGCAAUGUAAAGAAAAAAGAAAAGAUAAGAAUCUUAGAGGAGAAACAAGCAAAAAUUAAGACUGAGUAUUAUGAUUUGAAAACAGGAGAAGUUGAAUUGAAAAACAAAAUAAGCGCUACUUGUGUAGAUAUUGCAUCUGCAAAAGAGAAACUAGACGAUCUAAGACAACUGAUCCUGUCUUCUCCUGAUCGAUUUAAAAGUGAAAUACAAAAACUACAAGAAGAUAUUAAAUCAAUGGAGCUAAAAAUUAAAAAUAAGGAAAAAGAACUAAAAGAUUGGGAAAAAAAACUGGAGGAUGCUAAAAAAACUCAAGAAAAUUACAGUAAGGCUUUGGCAGUCUUACAAAAAACUGAUGAAGAAUUGCAGCAGUUAUGUAAGCAAGUUCAAGAUUAUUUAUCAGACAUGCAAAAACUUUCAGAAAAAGAGGAAUCAGUGAAGGAGCUUGAAUCAAAUAUUGAAAGAAAAUCAGAGGUGAAAGCAAUUCAUGAACAAAACUAUGCAAAGGUUAAGUUAAAUAACCAAAAACAUCAACAAUCUCUUGAUGGGAUGUUUGAGGAAAUAGAAAGGGAAACUCAAAAAGAAAAAACUCUUUUGGAAUCUUCAAAGGAGAUUGAGCGAAAACUUCUUCAAAACAUAGAGUCACUGAGAGAAACUCUUUUACAGAUGAGAGAAAAGCACAAAAGGGUUGAUUCUGAAGCAAAACAAAAGAUUUCUAAUUACAAAACAAAGACAAGAAAUCUGAAAGCAGAGUUCUGUGCGGACAUUAACGAGCUUGCAGAGCAGCUGAAGAAGAAGUUGUAGACUAUUGUGUUAUUGUGACUUAUGCACUGACCUUUUAAUAUUGUUGUAGAAAUUUGUUAUUUUGUAUGUAAUAGAAUAAUAAAAUA
Uloborus diversus is the source of this 1533-nucleotide messenger RNA. RefSeq lists its product as uncharacterized. Bases 125 to 1447 code for a protein of 440 amino acids. The record is from RefSeq and is a predicted model, not a curated record. NCBI's taxonomy places the organism in Eukaryota, Metazoa, Arthropoda, Arachnida, Araneae, Uloboridae. Gene Ontology annotation, cellular component: kinetochore; Ndc80 complex. The transcript is spliced from 13 exons.